AUGGACGAUGGGGUUGUAGCAAUGGAAGAAAGUGUUAAAAAUUCAUGAAAAUCUCUCAAAGGCAUCAAAAGUAAAAAAACAAUUUCUAAAUGAAUUUAUGAAUUCUUUGAUACUUAUAAUAAACAAAAUUAUGUAGGAAGUGCAAGGGUAUGACUACAAAAACUGAAAUUUUCAAUUGAAAACUUAGUGAACUGCCUCCAAAUCUGCAGUUUGCUGUGAGUUUCGAAUUUAGAGGUUUCCAAAUGAAAUGAAAUUAUAGGGAUUUUAAAAUUAAUCGGAUAUGUGAGGUUUGAUAACUUAUGCUCUGCUUUAAAUGUCUAUGAAACUUGUUUUUACUCAAUUUUCGCUAUUAAUAUUAUCACUAUAUUUGGAGUCUUAAUUUUGGGAUUUCUUUUGAAAUUUAAAUUUUCAAGCUCAAAACUAUACCUUAUUCGCCUUAAAGAUUGCUAUGGGUAACUCUCCCUCUUUAGCAGCAAAAUAUGGGCUGCUAGACCUUUUUGUAUACAAGUCACUGGCCUACUGGUUUUAAUAAAUCUGCUAUUUCCCAGCUUUGGAGACAGGCUGCGGCCACAAAACAAUUUUACUGGUACACAAAAAGGUCACCAAAAAGGCUAAAUUUUGAUUUAUAAAUAAUGAAUAUUAUAAUGAAUAGUCUAGAUAAUUCUAUUAAAUUUAUUCAGCUUGCAUUCUGAAGUAUAAUUUUUUAAAUUUUUAAAAAUAAAUCGCCUGCGAUUAAAAAAUUUUACUUGCUUGCAGAGUGGGUAAGUAGCAUAUCGAUUAGGGAAUGUGUGGUCUAAGACAAUUACUUAAUACGUCUAAUUCUUAUUAGGCAUUUCAGAAUUAUAAGCGAAGAUUUGCCAUUUUAGUGUUAGCUAUUUAAAAAUUUGGUUGGACAAAUAGCAUUUGUAAAUUAAAAAUGGAUAGUUAAUAACAAUCUAUUAAAUUAAAAUAGCAAUAUCAAUCCCAGUUGGGCUUUGCAAAAUUAUUUUGAAUCUUUUUUCCGAAACCUUCUUUAUACCUGCUAUAGUUUUAUUAUGCAUGUAUUUUAAAUAUAACAUUACAAAUGAUGAUACAAUUAUUGAAUACUUUGAUAAUAAUCAAAGCAGCAAUUUGAGGCUUAAUUCUUAUUUAUGAGUUGUGUCUCCUGGAAUCAUGAUUAUUAGUUUACUAAUUGUUUUUGUCGCUAGAGUAUAUUCAGCUGAUAUAAGACACAAAUACUCUUAUAUAAACGUAUAUGCAAAAUCUCAUUCAAAUCCAGAAAUUAUGAGCCUGGCCUACGAGUUUUUAAUAUCAAUAAUCUACGCUGUGAUUGGAGCAGAUCAUUAUUGAUAUUUUCGUCUGAUUGUGAUUUGAAUGUCAUUAAUUCUAUUUUAUAACUAUUUGAAGAUUUCCCCAUAUUACAAUGAUAUUUCGAAUUCAAUAGCAGCUUUAAAAUAUCUCAUUAUUGCCAUUGUAUCUGUUAUAUUUAUUAUAGGGUCACUUAUUGAUGAUGCUUAUACAAUAAUGACGCUUAGCAUUGUUCUUGUGCCUUUAUUUGCCAUUAUUCACCUAUGGAAACGGAAAAGAAUAAGAAAAAGAAACAAAAUAGCCAUUUUUAAUGUAAAUUAUUUCAAAAAUAUUUUCCAAUUGGAAAAAGUUAUUCGAGGUUCUUUAAUCAGCAAAAAAUAUCAAAAUUUUGAACAAAUGACUGAAAUUUUCGCAGAUUGCUAUGUAAAAUCUUCUUUAUGGAAAAAUAAAUUGCUUGUUAUAUGAGAAGCCAACUACUGUUUUUAUUCAUUAAAAAAUAUUUCAUUAGCCAGAAUCAAGCUAUGUAAAGCUUCCCAAUCAUUAAGCAGCUUUGAAGCAGAUUUUCAAGAAUAUAUUUGCCAAAAGCGGUGCAAUCUCCACAGAGUUUUUUCUGAUGAUGAAUUUUCAUAUCCUUUAUAUAGCGCGUGCGCCCCUAUAGAUUUUCAAGGAAAAUGCCCUUCAAAGAAAAAAAAAUAUUUGAAAAUUCCAAAAAGUCAAAUAUCAAUUUAAAAAUGUCAUAUAUAUGUCCUAUUUGUCAAUUUGAAAAUUGACUUUUCAGAUUUUUCUUUAAUUUAAAAACUUAAAUUUUUUAUAUAAAAGCACUUGUCCUCAGGGAUCUAAAAUAAGGCUUGUGCUAUAUUCAAAAAAUUUAGAAAGUGCAAAAAAUGAUGAUGAAAAAUUCUGUGACAUAUUUUUAGAAUUUAUUCGGCAAAUUUCGACUGAAGUGCCAAAACUUGAAAUACUCUAUACUUGUAUACAUGAACUUAAUAAUAAAAUUGAAGAAAUAAACCAUAAAUAUGCAGCCAUAACAAUUGAAUUUUCUAAAUGCAGUGAGCCAUUUGUGUUUUAUUCAACUUUUUUACAAUUGUUAGGCACAGAUAAUGAAAAAUCAGCAAUUCUGUUAAGAAAAUGGGAUUAUUUAGUAAAUAACCUAAAUAAAGCAGCGAAUCCAACUGAAAAAUUGAAUUAUUUUGAUGAAUAUGGAGGAGUGCUGCUUAUAUCCUGCAACAAAAAUUCUUUAGGUGUAAUAAAAUAUGCAACUCCAAAAGUUUGUGAAUUCCUCAAUGCAGAAUUGUACCAAAUUCUGGGGAAUAAUUUUUCAUACUUUAUUCCCCCUCCAUAUGACCAAAUAAUAACUCACGGACUUCAAGAAUACGUUCAGUAUCAGUCUAUGACAGAAAUCUAUUUGCCUCAGUCUAUUUGUUUAAAAAACUCAUAUGGAUGGCUAACUGAAUGCUAUGCUAGAGCUGUUAUUGUUGCUGUUAAUUGCAAUAUUUAUAUUAUGGUUGCUUUAAAAUCUGUUCAAUCUUCAUAUCAUUUUGCGUUGGUUGCAGACAAUGGACAAUUAACUGCAUAUUCUAAAAAUUUUAACGAAAUAUUUGGCAUGAAAAGUAAUUUGGAAAGUAUAAAUUUAAACAGUGUUUUUCCAAGCUAUGAGAUAAUGGAAAUAUUUUCACCUGAAAAAAUAAAUUUUAAUGACAAAAAUUGAUUUGUAAUGAAAGGCUCAGAAAUGUUUAUUGAUACAAAAAUUCACUAUAUUUUGGUUGAUAAAAGUGAAGUCUCAAUAAAAAACUGAAUAAAUGAUCGACAAAUAAAUUUAUAUGAUAACGAAACUUGCAAAAUUCCAAAUGCAUUUUUAUUAGAAAAUACAAGGUCUAUGGAAUUUUUAGGUCUAUCAAUGAGCAUUUUUGAUUAUAAAUCAAUGAAGCAAGAUAGGCUAUCCACCUUUAAUGAUACAACAAUUGUAGAGACUGAUGAAGAAAUCAAAGAAAAUAAUUAUUUUCAAAAAUAUGAAAAAUCAUUAACAUCUCCAAAUUAUUCAUCAGACAGUGCUUCAAUUAAAGCUACAAAUCAAAUAGUUGAAACCUCAAUAAAACAGAUAAAACUUCUCAGGUUCAUGAUUUUUGCCUUAUUUUUUUAAUAGUCAAAUUUUCCUGACCAGAUAUUUUAUCGAAAAUUAAAUGGAUUUUACAGAAUCUGACUCAUAAAAAAUAGCUGUAAAAAGUACAGAUCUUAUGGUGAUAGCCUAACUUUUCAAUUAUAUCAUUAUGUUAUCAGUAAUUUUUAUCUAGAUUGCAGCAGUAAUAAUCACAACAAUUGUGCUGGUUUCGUUUGUUGUCAUAGAAACCAAUAGAGCAAACGAUUUAGAUACACUGAUGCUUAUUGGAAAUUUAGAGUUAACAAUCAUUAAUAUCGCGACAUAUAGCAGAUCAGUUGAUAAUGUUUAUACUUUAGCUCAAUAUCUUACUCUUCAGACUUAUAUAUCAAAUUUGGAACAAAAUUUGAAGAGUUUGAAAGAAAUUAAAGCAGAAAUUUUAGGAAAUUUAACUAGUUGAGAUACUUGUAAUUUGAAUGAGAUUUUUACAAGUAGUGUAGUUCCUAUAUGGAAUGUAAAGGAAAAUUAUAAUUAUAAUGAAUAUAAUAGAUGAAAUAUUAUUAUUUAUUUAUGUAUAAAUAUCUUUAUGAUAUAUUUAUUUAAUUAAUAUUGGAUAGUAUAUACUCUUGAGUAUAGAAAUAUGAUUGAUAUUAUGGAUGAUUUUUUAGAAAUAGUAAUAGUUACAUAGGGAAAUGAAUUUUUAACUAAUGUAGCUAAUAAUCAAAGCUAAUUGAUUUUAAUUGAGUAUGCCAGAUAUAUUUUUCAAUAUUAGUGUUAAUACCAAUAAGCUGCUUAUCUUGAAAAGCAUAUAUCGAAGAAUUGAAUUUUCUUGUUUUAAAUGGCUUUGGGCAUCUCUAUGAGUACACUGACAAUGCAGUUUCUUAUAUUACUAUAACGUUUGCACCACUAUAGCGUGCCCUUGAGGGAUGCUUCUCCACGGCAACUUGACUGCUCUGAAGAGCCAGUCAACUCCAAUUUGACAAAAGCGCAUCGUUUUGCAAGGAUUUGCCUACUUUUCACCUUAAGGUGGCUCGUCAGAGCUCAAAGUUGCCGUAGAGAAGUAUGUCUCAAGGCACGUUAUAGCGGUGCAGACGCUAUAAUUGUACCAACGACAAUGUUGAAAAUUUAUCAGAUCAAAUCAAUGCUUUAUAUCACUUUCAAAUAGGUGUUUUAGUGGUAUGUGUCGGCUGCUUGCUCUUUUUUGCAAAAUCUCUUGAAAGCAAAAUCCACAAUUUUUGAAUUUUUAUACGAAAAUCUACAAUUGAGUCUUUUCAAGAACUAAGUGAAGGCUAUAUAAAUCGCUUAGCUCAAAUUCAUGAUAAAACUUACUACAAAGAAGAAGACAGAAUCAUUGAAAAUCCAAAAAGCCUUAAUUUUAAAUCUUAUAAAAGGUUUUGGUGAAGAAUAAUUUUAUAUUUUGCUAUAUCAGUAAUUUUCACAUUUGUUACACAAUUUAAGUUAUAUACAGACUGCAAUUGAUAUUUGGAGAAAAGGCCUCAAAUUAUCAAUGCUAUGCAUAUACAUAAAAUGGCCGGAGACGAGUGACCCGUCCUUUCGUGGCGGGUGUCCUUAUGUAUACCGGACAUGGUUUUUGGAUGCGGAGAGCUACUCAAGGGGAAGGGUUAGCCUCGAGGCGAGAGGCCCAGCCCAAUUUCCGCUGAUUUUGGGACUCGACCUGGGCAGCAGUUUUUCGCAUUCUUUUUGCCAGUAGCGCCGAGGCCUAGACUCGGUGUCCGAAAGAGGCAGGGUGAGUUACCUGCCUAGGCUACUUGGUGGGCUUAGCCCCGAAUCCCGUAAGGGGUUGAGUUCUUUCUUGGAGAUGAUCCGGGAAAGAGGGGAGGCGAAGCUAGACUUGGGGAUCUCAAGGGCACAAGUCUCUCCAGUUAAAAGGGUCCUCUCACGAGGGCGAUCUGGCCAACCGGAUGCAAAGACUUCGUAAUUCGGGGCGGAAGGCUGAGUUGGAAAUGGUGGUGCCCAGCGACAGUCGGCUGACGACUCACUAGGGCAAUCCACUACCGAGAAACCAGGGGUUUCGGCCUAGGCUCAGAGAGCCAGUGAUGGAAGUCCAACCUUUUCGCUUGUGCCAGCACGGCUCCUCAAGGAGGGGAGGAAUGCCACGCAUGGAAGUAGGGACUAUAAAUACACACAUCUUAAACCUAACCUAACCUAACCUUAUCAAUGCUAUGCAAAAUGAACAAAUGGCUGUUUUAAAAUUAUAUUUUUGGUCAAAAGAAGUUAUAAUCGAAUAUUACGACCCUCUAUACAAAAAAUUUGGGAUAUAUGACUUAAAAAUGCCAAAAUAUGAGUUAAAAGAUUCUUUAAUUAAAAUCUUGUAUGAAAGCAAGCGGAUAAGGCAAAGAGACUACGUAGAAAUGUAUGGAUCGCAGUCUGUUCAAUUAUUAUUCGAAAGCACAACUUCACAAAGUGGGUAUACUUAUUUACCAAGAAUAGCCCAUAAGGAGCAUUUUUUGAUUAGCCGGACUAUAGCUGACUUGCUAAAUUUUUUGACAUGCCAUAUUUUAUGGCUAACCAAAUUAAGAAUGACGAACCAAAAAUGCUACUUAGUGGGCUAUUCUUGGCAAGCAGGUAUAUUUUCAAAUUGGGAUUUUUUCUUCUGUUUAUAUUUUACUUUUUGAAGGACUUUAUAUUGGCUAUUCAUUUGACCCAGAUACAGUUGCAAUUAUGGUCCAAAUGCAUUCAAAUGUAAGAAAAUUCGAAUGAUGAUAUAAGCAGCUCCUUAGCUUUUCUGACACAGAAACUAAAAGGUUAGUUGACGAACAAUUAAAUCUUAUUAUAUGAGUUGGGAUUGUAUACUCCCUUUCAUUGAUAAUUCUAUAUUCUUUGGCUUUUGCACCAUUUUUAUGAAAAGAAAAACAAAAAAUCCACCAAAUGUUUUCAAUUUCGAAAAUAAUUCCCAAAAAGCCGAAAAAUGCUUUAACUGAAUAA
Messenger RNA from Blepharisma stoltei, 6328 nucleotides. NCBI's taxonomy places the organism in Eukaryota, Ciliophora, Heterotrichea, Heterotrichida, Blepharismidae. The record is from the annotation of a GenBank genome assembly.